AGAGUCGGUCCUCCAGAGACAGAGAGGCCGGAAGUGCUCUCCUGAGAGCCACGCUGCUGCUAGUGUCAGAGCCGUGGCAGCGCGAAUAGGGCUCCUCUGAGGCUUGGCGCUGUUGUAGCGGUAGCGAGACCUGGUGAGGGCAUCGGGGGUUCUGGGCGCUUAGAAUGGCAUCUCGGGCAGGCCCGCGGGCGGCCGGCACCGACGGUAGCGACUUUCAGCACCGGGAGCGCGUCGCCAAGCACUACCAGAUGAGCGUGACCCUCAAGUAUGAAAUCAAGAAGCUGAUCUACGUACAUCUGGUCAUCUGGCUGCUGCUGGUUGCAAAAAUGAGCGUGGGACACCUGAGGCUCUUGUCACAUGAUCAGGUGGCCAUGCCUUAUCAGUGGGAGUACCCGUAUUUGCUCAGCAUUUUGCCUUCUUUCUUGGGCCUUCUCUCCUUCCCCCGCAACAACAUUAGCUACCUGGUGCUUUCCAUGAUCAGCAUGGGGCUCUUUUCCAUUGCGCCUCUCAUUUAUGGCAGCAUGGAGAUGUUCCCUGCUGCACAGCAACUCUACCGCCAUGGAAAGGCCUAUCGCUUCCUUUUUGGUUUUUCUGCUGUCUGCGUCAUGUACCUGGUGUUGGUAUUGGCAGUCCAAGUGCAUGCCUGGCAAUUAUACUACAGCAAGAAGCUUCUAGACUCUUGGUUCACCAGCACACAGGAGAAGAAGCGUAAAUGAAACAUAAAUGAAGCCUGAUGAACUGCUCUGUGGACUGAAGCCUGGGAUUCCCUUUGAAUGAAGGGACAGGGAUAGACGGGCUGUUCAUAAAUCUUUUCUGGUAAUUUUAGCAGCUAUGAUGCAGAUCAGGCCAGAUUUCUGCAAAGCCCCUCCUCUUGUCAUCUGCUGAGGUGGCAAAACUGCAUUUAAUUUAUUCCUGGUUAGCUAGAACUGGAUGACCAACAGCUGUGAAACAAACUCCAGCUUGUUAAAGUUGAAGGCUUCCAGGGUUUUUCUUUAAGACUGAGCCUCAUCGUUGCCUCCUCUUGGUCAUUCUCCCCGCUUACAUCUAUCACUUCCUAGCUAUUAAGACUAAAGAAAAUAGGGAAUAAAACAAAUUCUAUUUCGGGCGGCGCCUGUGGCUCAGUGAGUAGGGCGCCAGCCCCAUAUGCCGAGGGUGGCGGGUUCAAACCCAAACCUGGCCAAACUGCAACAAAAAAAUAGCCGGGCGUUGUGGCGGGCGCCUGUAGUCCCAGCUGCUCGGGAGGCUGAGGCAAGAGAAUCGCGUAAGCCCAAGAGUUAGAGGUUGCUGUGAGCCAUGUGACGUCACAGCACUCUACCCAAGGGUGGUACAGUGAGACUCUGUCUCUACAAAAAAAAAAAAAACACAAAAAACAAAUUCUAUUUCAACCUAUAGGUCAUGGGUCAGGAAAUAUUUGGAAAGCUGCUCCCCCUGCAGGCUGUGGUCUUUCCUGCAAAGCAUUUUAAUUCAAAAGAACCCUCAAUAAAGUUAAGACUGCCCUGUC
Nycticebus coucang (slow loris) is the source of this 1501-nucleotide messenger RNA. It is a transcript of the gene JAGN1, whose product is annotated as jagunal homolog 1. Gene Ontology annotation, biological process: granulocyte colony-stimulating factor signaling pathway; vesicle-mediated transport; endoplasmic reticulum organization. The record is from RefSeq and is a predicted model, not a curated record. Gene Ontology annotation, cellular component: endoplasmic reticulum membrane. The transcript has 2 exons. The coding region runs from base 165 to 716 and encodes 183 amino acids. NCBI's taxonomy places the organism in Eukaryota, Metazoa, Chordata, Mammalia, Primates, Lorisidae.